AUGGCUUUCCACACUCUCUCUAACAGCUUCCCUUCAAGGCCACACCCUAUCAUUCAAGAAGUUGACGAACAUUUGUGUAGACUGAGGUCUUCUGAGGCCGCCUCCACAUCUUCAUCAUCAAUAUGCCACAAACUAAGUGCCCUCCAAGACUUGCAUGAUUGUGUUGAUAAGUUGCUUCUGUUGCCUCUCACGCAGCAAGCCUUGGCCAAAGAGCAGAACAAGAAAUGGACUAAUGAGCUAUUAGAUGGCUCUCUCAGACUCUUGGAUGUUUGCAGCAGCGCCAAGGAUGCUAUCUUGCAAACCAAGGAAUGCACUAUUCACACCAAAAGAGUAGCUUGUGAGGAAGAAACAGAAGCAAAUGAAUUUGCCCAAGUGGAUGCUGCUCAGCAAUCAUUCUUUAAGACAAGCAAAUCUGACCACAAGAAUGCAGACAACCAGCUUGACAAUCUGGAGUCAUCCAUUCAAGAUCAGGAAGAACUUCUUGACUGCCUAUUUAGGCAGUUGAUUAAAACAAGGGUCACCCUCCUCAACAUCCUAAACCACUAG
Molecule: messenger RNA, 546 nt
Organism: Prunus avium (sweet cherry)
Lineage: Eukaryota; Viridiplantae; Streptophyta; Magnoliopsida; Rosales; Rosaceae
Source: RefSeq, a predicted model, not a curated record